AUGACCGGCUCAUCAUCCCAAUUCCAACAGCUAGAGAAACUAGGAGAAGGAACGUAUGCCACCGUGUACAAGGGCCGUAACCGCGCGACUGGCGCAUUGGUUGCGUUGAAGGAGAUCAACUUGGAUUCUGAAGAAGGCACACCAUCAACUGCAAUUAGGGAGAUUUCCUUGAUGAAAGAGUUGGAUCAUGAGAAUGUGGUAACCUUGUACGAUGUCAUACAUACGGAGAAUAAAUUAACCCUUGUGUUUGAAUACAUGGAUAAGGAUUUGAAAAAGUAUAUGGAGGUUCAUGGUCAACAGGGUGCUUUGGAUUUGAAAAUUGUCAAAAGCUUCUUGUUUCAACUACUUAAGGGAAUCAUGUUUUGUCAUGAUAAUCGAGUCUUGCAUCGUGAUUUGAAACCACAAAAUUUGUUGAUUAACAGCAAAGGUGAAUUGAAAUUGGGGGAUUUUGGAUUGGCUCGUGCAUUUGGUAUUCCUUUCAAUACUUUUUCCAACGAGGUUGUCACAUUAUGGUAUAGAGCGCCAGAUGUGUUGUUGGGAUCUAGAGCAUAUACUACGUCGAUAGAUAUCUGGUCAGCUGGGUGUAUAUUUGCCGAAAUGUGUACUGGUAAACCAUUGUUUCCAGGUACCGCCAAUGAUGACCAGUUGAUUAAAAUCUUCCGGUUGAUGGGAACUCCCAAUGAACGUACGUGGCCUGGUAUCAGCUCCUACCCCAAUUACAAAAACAACUGGCAAAUUUUUGUUCCUCAAGAUUUACGCUUGUUGGUGCCAAACUUGGACUCAAUGGGAUUGAAUUUGUUGGUGAGUCUAUUGCAAAUGAGACCAGAACUGAGAAUCACCGCAAGACAGGCUUUGCAACACCCGUGGUUCCAUGAGAUAACGAUGCCAACUCCCGUCCAGCAUCAUUUAAGUGAUCCCUACCAACAACAAUAUCAGCAACAGCAACAGCAACAACAGCAACAGCAACAACAACAGCACCACCAACAUCGUGCAGAUGGUGCGCAACAACCCAUCAUUGAUCAUCAAUACUGA
Messenger RNA from Lodderomyces theae, 1032 nucleotides. It is a transcript of the gene PHO85, whose product is annotated as cyclin-dependent serine/threonine-protein kinase. NCBI's taxonomy places the organism in Eukaryota, Fungi, Ascomycota, Pichiomycetes, Serinales, Debaryomycetaceae. The transcript is spliced from 2 exons. Gene Ontology annotation, cellular component: nucleus; cytoplasm. Gene Ontology annotation, biological process: protein phosphorylation. The record is from RefSeq and is a predicted model, not a curated record. Gene Ontology annotation, molecular function: cyclin-dependent protein serine/threonine kinase activity; ATP binding. Bases 1 to 1032 code for a protein of 343 amino acids.